CUGGGGGUCAUGUCCCUGGUCCGGUUCACUAUGGGAUCCAUCCGGACGAGUACCCUCCUCACUGCUCGACGACUCGCGGAGCAUAGUCUGGACACGGUGGAAGAAGGCCCGUCCAAGAACUCGGCGGGGGCACGGCGAGACGUGGAGAACUAUCAGGGGCGAGAUGUGCGAAGGGCAGACGUCGUAGCGGGAGAGGGGGAAGAAGGUGUGAUGGUGCUUUGCUAUGGUGGAUGGGUGAAGGAGGUGAAGGUGGAAGAAGGUGCGAAGACGCUUGGCUAUGGUGGAUGGGUGAAGGAAGCGGAGGUGGAAAAUGGUGUGAAGGUGAUUGGCUAUGGUGGAUGGGUGAAGGAGGUGGAGGUGGAAGAAGGUGUGAAGGUACUCGGCUAUGGUGGAUGGGUGAAGGAGGCAGAGGUGAACGAAGGUGUAAAGGUGCUUGGCUAUGGUGGAUGGGUGAAGGAGGUGGAGGUGGAAAAAGGUGUGAAGGUGCUUGGCUAUGGCAGAUGGGUGAAGGAGGUGGAGGUGGAAGAAGGUGUGAAGGUACUAGGUUAUGGUGGACCCCAGGCUUCUACCCCCUACCUACUUGCAUGACCUUGGCAUCCGAACCAUCAGAAAAACUUGCAAAAUUCAGAUU
Chara braunii is the source of this 631-nucleotide messenger RNA. NCBI's taxonomy places the organism in Eukaryota, Viridiplantae, Streptophyta, Charophyceae, Charales, Characeae. The record is from the annotation of a GenBank genome assembly.